AUGGCCCAAACAACAGCCAAUAACUCCAUCGUUUGGUCCAGACCCGACCCCGGCCCCGACCCCGACCCCGACCCCGGCCCCGGCCCCGGCCCCGGCCCUGGCUCCUCCCGGGGCCCGCGGAGGACACAGGCGGCGCGGCCGCUGCCGCCGCCUCCGCUGCGGCUUCCCCGACCCGAGCUCCGCCGCUCGGCAGCGCGGGCCGCCGGCCCCGAGCCGCCGCUGUCCCGUGUCAGGGAGCGAAGGGCUGGCGAUGGCCGGCGCGGGGCGCUUGAGGGCCGCUCGGGGGCCGGUGCUGGCCCCGGGCCGAGCGCUGACAGCCGCGUCCCGCCCGCAGGGAAGGCGCAGCGGGGCCUGAAGGAGCAGUACCGGCUGGGCUCGCUGCUGGGGCGCGGCGGCUUCGGCAGCGUCUUCGCGGCCACGCGGCUCUCGGACGGCGCCCCGGUGGCCAUCAAAAGGGUGCCUCGGAACCGCGUGCAGCACUGGGGCGAGCUGCCCGACGGCACCAGCGCACCGCUGGAGAUCGUGCUGCUGGCCAAGGUGUCCACUGGCUUCUCCGGGAUCAUCCAGCUGCUGGAGUGGUGUGAAUUCCCCAACGACAUCGUGAUGGUGCUGGAGCGCCCGGAGCGGUGUCAGGACCUGCAUCAUUUCAUUCGGGCACGGGGCUUCCUGUGCGAGGAGGUGGCGCGGGAGCUGUUCCGCCAGGUGCUGGAGGCCGUGCGGCACUGCACCAGCUGCGGGGUCCUGCACCGCGACAUCAAACUAGCCAACAUCCUGGUUGACCUGGCCACCGGGCAGGCCAAACUGAUUGACUUUGGCUGUGGCACCUACCUGCAAGACACAGCCUACAUUCACUUUGCAGGAACACGCUCCUACAGCCCCCCGGAAUGGACCCACUUUGGCUGGUACUACGGCAAGCCAGCUACCAUCUGGAGCCUGGGCAUCGUGCUGCACCAGAUGGUCUGCGGGGAGCACCCUUUCAGGAGGGGCCAGAAGAUCAGCUGGGACCAGCAGCUCUCGCUGCCACAACGGCUCUCUCCAGAGUGCCAAGAUCUGAUCAGGCGGUGUUUAUCCAUGCUGGACGUGGAAAGGCCCUCAUUAGAAGAGCUGUUGUGUCAUCCUUGGAUGCAGGAUAUUCAUCUGCCCUAGAAGAAGGGAGAGAGCCACAGGCCCCCUUUGAUGCAGGGCCCUGGUAAGUCAGAGCUGCACA
This is a messenger RNA of Motacilla alba alba, 1207 nucleotides long. Its product is annotated as serine/threonine-protein kinase pim-1-like. Gene Ontology annotation, biological process: protein autophosphorylation. The record is from RefSeq and is a predicted model, not a curated record. The coding region runs from base 1 to 1146 and encodes 381 amino acids. Gene Ontology annotation, molecular function: ATP binding; protein serine/threonine kinase activity. The transcript has 6 exons. Gene Ontology annotation, cellular component: cytoplasm. NCBI's taxonomy places the organism in Eukaryota, Metazoa, Chordata, Aves, Passeriformes, Motacillidae.